CAAACAUAAAAAAGCCACGGAGGGCAGAGGUUCAUUUCUGUCCAAACCAUCCGAGAGGUGAAACCAAUGACAGCCUGGAGGUGGAAAGGGUUGCUCUAUUGACCAAGGUUAAAAAAAAUAAUAACGAGACCGUUAUCAAGGAAAAGAUGCAGCGUACCUUCUCAUACCAACGACAAUAAAUUCUUCAGGAGCCAAUGAUUACAGAGGUCCGAAACAGAUGGCCAGCAUUGUUUGAAAUUGGAGAAGUCAACUUGGAGUUCAUGCGUAUAACAACUGUUCCGCUGAUAUCAAAAUUCAUUGGUCAACUGGACAAAUACACUGAUGGCCUGAUGAAGGUGUUCCAUCACAAAGGAGGAUGUGCAGGACAGAAAAUCCACACCAUAAUGGCAUUGACAGCUAAAAAUGAAGACAAAAACACCAGGCGUGAUUGUAUCCUGAGGUGCCUAAGCGUCUACCUCAAUGAAGACAUCAAGACACUUGUCAAAGAAUAUGUGGACUCUGAAAGUGUGGAGGCUGAGUCUAUCAUUGCACAGACAACAAUGGGCAUCUAUGUCAUUCGAGCGGAGGGUGCUGGCCCUGAAGAAGAACCUUCAGAUGUUGGUGUUGUUCUAGAAGGAGUUGAAGUUCUGCAAAACCUGCCAAGUGUCACACUUGGAUGUGUGAUGCUUUUUGGACUAAUUGAUGCCCUUAACCUAAACUAUCCAAAAGACCUCAAGUGCACAUUUGAAGCAUUUCAGAAAAUCCUGAUGGAACUGGAUACAACCAAGCUGUCGCCAAAAGUUCAGGGACUGAAAAUUAAGAUGCUUCAGUGAAUCAUUGAGAGAUGUGCUGAUAUUUACAUUUUUCCCCUUGACUUGCACUUUUUCUACUCGUGAGAACCACCACCCUAUUUUUCCAAAUUAUUGCAUUUCACAGAUUUGUGAAAAUGUUUGUGUAAUGUUAACAAGUGUUGUCAUUGAAUCAGAUUUGACCUGAUUGUUACAUCUACCUCAAGUUUUGCAGUUUUUUUUAAGCACAGUUCUUGAGGAAAAAGUACUGUGCCUGGAGUCUGUUGAAAUCCUUUGCAUUUAUUUGUUAUAGGAUGGUUGUGGCAAAAAAACAAAUAAAUAAAGUAGUGCAAUUAACCUUGGUUUGUUAAGUAAAGAAUGAAAUUACAUUAAUUUUUGUUGAGGUUGUACACAACACAGUACAAGUGAGCAGAGACCGUCUUGCUAGCUCCUCUUUUUGCUGCCUUUUGUGCUUGUUAUUUCUAAAAUAAAAAUGUGAAAUGAAGUGA
Messenger RNA from Carassius auratus (goldfish), 1276 nucleotides. RefSeq lists its product as uncharacterized. The record is from RefSeq and is a predicted model, not a curated record. The transcript has 4 exons. Lineage: Eukaryota; Metazoa; Chordata; Actinopteri; Cypriniformes; Cyprinidae. The coding region runs from base 195 to 812 and encodes 205 amino acids.